AUGAUACCCGUCUACCUUCUACCAUUCUUACUAACGGCACUGGGCUAUACCAGCCAAUCAUUCCGACCCCAGCCUCGGCUUGAGCUACGAGACGUUGAGCAAGUGGCCCCAUCUUUGGUGAUCGACACCUUCCAAGACCCUCUGCACAAUGACCUAGGAUUUUGGCACGGAACUGGUGAAAAUCUUAAUAUACAUCAUGCACCGGGCUCUGUAUCUUUCUUCCCGAUUGAUCCCGACCAGAACUACCAUACCCAAUUCGAGACCCGUGGCUGUUUCAGCCUCCUCCCAUGGCAAGACCAGUUUCUACAUGUCGUAUACGAUGGAACCGACCAGUUCACUGUUUCGUUGAACGAACACAACAACGAGUGCUCCGCCGCCCGUGCUCCGUUUCCUGGUAUACCGGACAGUGUCCAGGCGUCGCCUUAUGUGAUGAGAACUGGAUCAGAUUCCUCGGACGAAGAUGACUCUAGCAAUUCAAAAGAUGCUCCUGAGCUGCCUUUGACCAGCCAUGUCUCGCAGCGACGUUACUCUCCCUCUUCGCCUGGGCCACGAGGUUCAUGCGAAGAAAGCGGUAACCAGGGGCCAGCUUCCCCUCCAAAGACUGAGCUGUACAUCCCCCUAUCUCAUUUCCGCAUCGAUCAGAGAAGAGUCGUUUCUGUCUCAUUUACGGGCUUCUAUACGAAUGAAACGCUCACACUUCACCGCGUCGAAAUCGUACCUUCGGUUCCGCCUCCGUCGCCCGCGAAUAAUUACUUCACGGUUCCUAAGAAAAUACCGACUGGCCAGUUGGUCCUGCGCUGUAGUGUUCCCAACUCAUUCGCCUUUGGAAUUGACGAUGGCCAGCCGCGGUUUGCACAGGAGGUCAUGAAAAUCCUCGACGAGGAAGAUGUUCGGGUUACAUUCUUUGUCGUUGGUGCUGGACUACAAGACUCGACGACGAACUUCACACGCUUUUACAAGGAGAUGAUGAAGAAGGGACAUCAGGUGGCGCUGCACUCUAAUACCCAUCCGAAAAUGGAAGCCCUCCCGACCAUGGAAAUGAUCGACGAAGAAGUCAAGGACACCAUCCGAGUCUUCAAAGAAAGACUAGACAUAUCCUCCCGCUACUUCAGACCUCCCUUCGGAACGGUCGGUGCCCGCAUGCGCCAACAACUAGCAAAACGCAUCGAACAACCUUUCAUCGUGAACUGGAGCGUGGACGUGGAAGAUUGGCUAUGGGCCAACACAACCACACCGGAAAAACAGCUCGACGCAUUUUACCGGAGUGUGGCCCGGGGCGGCAAUCUUGCCGUGAUGCACUUCCUCAACCCGUCGACUGUUGGGUACCUCCGUGACUUUAUCCGGCAUGUUAAGGGGCUUGGGUAUAAAAUCAUGCGGAUUGAUCAGUGUUUGGCGGAUCCGUUUAGUCCGGCGCUUUGA
Messenger RNA from Penicillium waksmanii, 1419 nucleotides. Its product is annotated as polysaccharide deacetylase family protein. Gene Ontology annotation, molecular function: hydrolase activity, acting on carbon-nitrogen (but not peptide) bonds. NCBI's taxonomy places the organism in Eukaryota, Fungi, Ascomycota, Eurotiomycetes, Eurotiales, Aspergillaceae. Bases 1 to 1419 code for a protein of 472 amino acids. The transcript is spliced from 3 exons. Gene Ontology annotation, biological process: carbohydrate metabolic process. The record is from RefSeq and is a predicted model, not a curated record.